AUGCGCCGCCAGUCUCUCGCGAGGGACCGCUCGCUGAAUGCGUCCGCUUCGCCGUCGCCUGCGAGCUCAGCGCUCAAUUCGCGUGAUGCCUCGCCUGCACGCAGUGCCCAGCGCCCCACGGCCGCGCCGCCAGGACCCAGUGCCCGCUCACAGUCGCAGUCGGCGCUGCUGUCCCGCAAGAGCAGCACCGACGUCAGCCCCAGCCGCGCGCCCAGCGCCACGUCGCCCGGCCUCUCCGCUGCCAGCAUCCAGCGCGCCCUCUCGUCGGCGAGCAUCCCCCAGCUACCGCCCACUGCCGCCAGCGACUCGGUCAAGGCACCGCGGCCCCUGAAGUCGCCCUCCGCCGUGCUCUCCGGCGACAGCACGCCCCAUUGGCCCCUCUCGCCGCGCAUCAAGUCCCCGCCGCCGCCAGACGCCCGCGCCCACUCGCGCUCACGUCGCAACUCCCUUCGCACCCAGGCCCGGAAGCCUGAGGCGCCAUCGACGCCCUCUAUCGUAGUCCAGCACUCGUCGCCCUCGCCCGCCUCGACACCGCGUGUGCCCGUCAGCGAGGAGGUGCUGACGCCCGGCGAGGAGGACCUGCCCACCAUCAUGAGCGUGAAGGGGCCUUCCCGCGGGGCCAGCGGUGUCGCGCCCAAGCUGGAGACUGUGCAGGAGUCUAGUCUGCCUGCAACACCGGGUUUCGACGGCAUUGAGCCGCACAGCUUCACUUCCACAGCAACAACGUCAACACCACACAAGCAGCCCGAGGAAGCACGAAAUGACGUCAGCUCGACAAAGGUUAGCGAAGACCUUAGCAGCCGCAACAACAACAUGCACGCCAACACCGGAAGCGGCAGCGACAGCGGCACAAAGACUGGCAGGAAGGGCAAGAUGCAGGAGCCGCGCUCGUCGUCAACCCACCGAGUGAGCAGCAAUGUCUCCACCAAGCCCUCGUUGACGUCGCUGUCGUCCCGGGCCCGCGACCCACCCCUGCGCAACAUGACAGUUGAGACGGAAACUGUCCCGUCGAUAGCGCAGGCUACUAUCAGCAACCAGGAUCGCUCCGCCUCCGGACGUGUCGAUGGCACCCUGCGAUUAAAGCCGAGCAACGAGACGAUACGGCCAAAGAAAGAGAGGAAGCCCCCGAAGCGAAAAGCGCCGUCGAUCCACUCAGGCACCGGUAGGUCCUCGCAACUUUCAUAUCACUAUCAAAUUCCUAGCAGGCCCGACAUGGCCCCCCGUUCGAGCACUGCGUCUUCGUUUGGGAGUCAGGUGUCACUGCGCUCCUACGACGACCGGCGAUCAACGGCAACCAUGUCACCACCCGCGAGCCCAGAGAUGGCCGUGUCUGCUUAUGCUCCGUCGUUCAGCUAUUUCUAUUCCAGUACUAACUCAAGUUCUCGAAAAGCCUCGUCGAAAGCCGACGUAUUCGAACAGAAGGUCGCCAGCGCGGUUGACGAAGCCAAUUCCUCAGACUCAGAUGCCACCUUCAUCUACGAGUCAAACCCUCCUGAACAGCAACCCCACCGCAGCCGGGGUGGUCACCACUCGAGAACGCCGAGCAUGACAUCAAUUGCCAGUCUUGCAGACCCACGAUUGGCGAUUCGCAACGAACACAAGAACCCUGGGAAGAAGAGCAGUAUGAAGUUCACGAACCCAUACACCAACCCAAACUUGGACCUCGAUGGCUUGGACCGCGGUGAAGGAACGAUACGCCUAGGAUCCGGCCGCGCUGGCACAGGCAGCCACCAUCACCACAUCGGUAGACAUGGCCAAGGCCGCGGCGCGCUUGGUCACAUCCUACUAAACGACGAUGCUGCCUCAAUGUCGCAGUCUUCGCGUGGCCGCGGCCCGUCUUCACGACAUCCAUCGCAGCCAAACAGUCCUCGCUUCCACAACUUCUCCAUACAAAACGGCACAAUUGCUAGCAACAGCAAGUAUGGGGAACUAUCUACAUACGACAUCGAUGCGGGCAUUGUGGCUGACGACGAGCGCACGCCGCUGAUCCCAUCGGUCCGAAGCCCUCGUGUCCGGACACCGCGCCGCAGGGACAGUGUCACACUCAGCAACCUGCAACGACAGCUGGAUCAUCGCAGACAGCGCAAUGAAGGCGGAUGGUGUCGUCGAUUCGCAGGAUGCCUUGUUCUCUCCAUCCUGCUACUUGUUGUUGUGUUCAGCUCCGUGGGGCUAGUCUUCGCAACAACAAAGCCUCUGGACGCUGUACAGAUCAGCGAGAUCCGAAACGUAGUAGCUAGCCAGGAGGAGUUGAUUUUGGAUCUGAUCGUCCAUGCCGUAAAUCCAAACAUCAUUGGGGUUACUAUCACGGACAUGGAUGUCAGCAUAUUUGCAAAGAGCAAGCACGUAGGCUCUGACAAGUGGUGGCGGGAGCACGGCAACGGAGUGCCGCACGACAACGAGGAGGACUGGCCGACCAUCGAUUUCCCAGAAGUCGUAGCAGCAGCCUCGAAAACGCCUGAUGGAGUCGACGAGGGUACAGAUCCCAUUGAGGAUCCAACCGUCGGCGAACCUCGUACUAUGUUGCUCGGCCGCAUCUUUCACUUCGAUUCACCUCUCACUUUCGAGGGUUCUUACUGGCAUCGACGCAACGUCUCCUCGAUUGGCGAGAUCCGUCUGACACACCCGGGCAACAAGACGGAAGCUGGUGGUACAGAGCGAUGGGAAGAGGUCUCGCAGUAUCCAUUCGAACUUCUCGUGCGGGGCUACUUCAAGUACCAGCUCCCACUCAGCACACGAGAAUUGAAAGUCUUAGUUGGGCACGACUAUCACUACGAUCCAGACGCCGAGAAGAAGAAAAUGAUCCAGGCCAUCGCGAGAACGAUCGAGUCAACGAACGCAGAGCAGCCUGCAAACGCUGUAUCGCCAAACACACCAGGGAGAUACGACCGUAGAGCCAAUCUGACCGUUCUACAUCGGUAG
Messenger RNA from Didymella exigua CBS 183.55, 2919 nucleotides. RefSeq lists its product as uncharacterized. Bases 1 to 2919 code for a protein of 972 amino acids. Gene Ontology annotation, biological process: protein localization to vacuolar membrane; positive regulation of phosphatidylinositol biosynthetic process; vacuole inheritance. NCBI's taxonomy places the organism in Eukaryota, Fungi, Ascomycota, Dothideomycetes, Pleosporales, Didymellaceae. Gene Ontology annotation, cellular component: PAS complex; fungal-type vacuole membrane. The transcript has 2 exons. The record is from RefSeq and is a predicted model, not a curated record.